ACCAGCGUGGGAUUUUCGAAUUUCCUAUGGACCUGCGCGUCAAAAACUCAUGUCGAUAAGAAAACAAUGUAAAAGUCUAUUGAAGCAGAAAGCAGGAAUUUAAAUAUAAAUGAAAGUUAGAAAAUCUCCCCAAUAAUUUAGCUGAGACCAAGAAGAAUUAUCAUUUAAUUUGUUGCUGCCACAACAUGGACUUAUGGUAUAUUCUUGGAUACGGGAAAGAGGCACUUUCUGCAUUUGAUACAUUGGCCAAGGCCUUGGGUUAUCAGAAGGCAGAUGGUAAAAAAGAAGAUAUGAAGGAGCUUGUAAAGGCCUUAAGAAUACUUCUGAAACCAACAUUUUCACUGAGAAUCGGCGGAUUGUCAGGGAUCGUUGCAGUAUCAAUGGCUGCGUAUGGAGCUCAUGCUUUCAAAGAGAAGAAAAAGAAUUCAAAGGAAUUGAGGAAGAUCUACAAGAAAGGUUACAUGAUGCAUUUGGUGCAUUCUGUAGCACUAACGUAUUCAGACACGUGUAACAAACCAGUGACUGGAGGUUUGUUUACGCUUGGAAUAAUUCUCUAUUCCGGCAGCUGUUAUGCCCAGGGCUUGACGGGUGAAAGCAAGUUUGAAAACGGCACCAAAAUUGGAGUCCUUGUUCUCAUUGGUGCUUGGUUAAGCAUGAUUUAUGGAGAAAAAUAAACAAACACAUAAUUUUUGUAAUCGGAGCAAUAAACAAAAGCAAACAAAUGUGUAAGAAAAAUAAGCAUAUUAUAUUUGAAAUAUCGAAAGGGUUAGGUUUGUUACAACGAUAUGUAUGGAAGUGUAUGUCAAAUGUGGAUAAGAUUUCUCGUUUUUUUUCAUAAAUCAUCUAACAGUAUUGUUUACAUAUUGCAAUCAAAUGACUGAAAGAUAAGUCUUAAUUCUGAUUUAAGGCAAAACUUCUUGAUCAUCCAGAUACUUGUUGUUAUCAUACCAACUUAUAGUCGACGCGUCUU
This is a messenger RNA of Saccostrea cuccullata (small rock oyster), 970 nucleotides long. RefSeq names its product transmembrane protein 256 homolog. Gene Ontology annotation, cellular component: membrane. Bases 186 to 674 code for a protein of 162 amino acids. The transcript is spliced from 4 exons. The record is from RefSeq and is a predicted model, not a curated record. Lineage: Eukaryota; Metazoa; Mollusca; Bivalvia; Ostreida; Ostreidae.